Messenger RNA from Zalophus californianus (California sea lion), 2189 nucleotides. RefSeq names its product ectonucleotide pyrophosphatase/phosphodiesterase 7 (gene ENPP7). Bases 63 to 1436 code for a protein of 457 amino acids. The record is from RefSeq and is a predicted model, not a curated record. The transcript has 7 exons. Lineage: Eukaryota; Metazoa; Chordata; Mammalia; Carnivora; Otariidae.
GCAGGCACGCGGCAACCCAGGCUGCCUCGUGAGAAUCAGCAGGAACCAACCCGGACGACUUCAUGUCUGGAAAGCCCAUCACGAGGCGGUCUGUCCUCCUGGCCCUGGCUCUGGCCACCCUCCUGGCUGCAGGGGCAGGGGCUCCGCUCGGCAAGAAGGGCUCCCAGAAUAAGCUGCUGCUGGUGUCCUUUGACGGUUUCCGCUGGAACUAUGACCAGGACACACAAACCCCCAACCUGGAUGCCAUGGCGCUCGACGGAGUGAAGGCCCGCUACAUGACGCCAGCCUUUGUCACAUUGACCAGCCCCUGCCACUUCACCCUGGUCACUGGCAAAUACAUCGAGAACCACGGAGUGGUUCACAACAUGUACUACAAUACCACCAGCAAGGUGAAGCUGCCCUACCACGCCACGCUGGGCAUCCAGAGGUGGUGGGACAAUGGCAGCAUACCCAUCUGGAUCACAGCCCAACGGCAGGGCUUAAAGACUGGCUCCUUCUUCUACCCUGGCGGGAACGUCACCUACCAAGGCACAGCGGUGACAAUGAGCCGGAAGGAAGGCGUUCUGCACAACUACAAAAAUGAGACGCAGUGGAGGGCCGACAUCGACACGGUGAUGAAGUGGUUCACUGAGGACGGCCUGGACCUGGUCACGCUCUACUUUGGGGAGCCAGACUCCACGGGCCACAAGUACGGCCCCGAGUCCCAGCAGAGGAAGGAGAUGGUGAUGCAGGUGGACAGGACGGUGGGCUACCUUCGGGAGAGCAUCAGCAGGAGCGGCCUGGAGGGCAGCCUCAACCUGAUCAUCACGUCCGACCACGGCAUGACCACCGUCAAAAAGCAGGCCCCGGACCUGGUGGAGUUCCAUAAGUUCCCCAACUUCACCUUCAAGGACAUCGAGUUUGAGCUCCUGGACUAUGGGCCCAACGGGAUGCUGCUCCCCAAGGAAGGGAUGUUGGACAAGGUGUAUGAGGUCCUCAAGGAUGCCCACCCCAAACUCCACGUCUACAAGAAGGAGUCGUUCCCGACAUCCCUCCACUACGCCAACAACCCCAGGAUCACCCCGCUGCUCAUGUACAGUGACCCUGGCUACGUCAUCCAUGGGAGACUGAGCGUGCAGUUCAACAAGGGUGAGCACGGUUUUCACAACGACGUCAUGGACAUGAAGACCAUCUUCCGGGCCGUGGGCCCCAGCUUCAAGACGGGCCUGGAGGUGGAGCCCUUCGAGAGCAUCCACGUGUACGAGCUCAUGUGCCAUCUGCUGGGCAUCGUGCCCGAGGCCAACGACGGGCUCCUGAGCACCCUGCUGCCCAUGCUCCAGGAAACCAACAGCAGGCCCCCAAGCACCCCCUCAGGCUCUGCCCUCCUGCCAAGUGGCCAGCACCCCCUGGUGACGGGACUGCUGGUGGCUGUGAUUCUUCUGGUCAAGGUCGCAUAAUGCCCCACGGCUCCAGGCCUGCCUCUUCCAGGAAGCCUCCAGAAGCUACCCUCUCACGGCGUGAGUCUGCUGGACACGGAUGAGCCCGUCUCUCCACCUGGCCACAGACCUCAGUGAUCCCCCAGCCCCAGCCCAUGCUCAGUCGUUAGGUGCUGGCAAUAAAGCCGCUGCCCAGGUUUAGGCCUGGGAACACACAGGGUCGCCCUCCCCCUGCCUCCCGCCUCCCCUCUCCCCGUCUUCCCACAGGCCCCGCCCCAAGAGCCGUGCCAUCCGCGGCCACGCGGGGGCGCGCGGGAGCCCCGCGCGGGAAGGUCGGGCCCUUCCCCGGCUCAGACCGACCCGGCCCUGGUCUCCAGCUCCAGCGGGGGCGCAGGGCGGGCGGCGGGGACGCUUUGCCUCGUCGAGCCGCACGCCUCCGCCCUGGUGCCCGCCCCGCCUGGCUGGCCGGCUGCAGCUCCGGUGGGGAUGAGGGACAGCCUGGUCGCUGCAGUCACAGGGGCCAGCUGUAAGUUGCGGGCCUUUUGCUCCAAAGCCUGCUGGGUUUUCUAACAGCCUUACCAGUUGGCCCCAGGGUGUGAUGACUUCCUGAUGCCUUAGGCCGCCUAACAACCCCUGGGCGAGCCUCUGGUGGGCCUGCCAGGGAGAGGUGCCACAAAGGGUGGGAUGAGAAGGUUCUUUGUGGACUCACAGGGAGCCAGAAUCUCUAAGCCACGUUGUUCCGCCAAAAAAAUAAAUAAAUAAAUAAGGUGCAAG